Molecule: messenger RNA, 1383 nt
Organism: Erpetoichthys calabaricus (reedfish)
Lineage: Eukaryota; Metazoa; Chordata; Cladistia; Polypteriformes; Polypteridae
Gene: ak6
Product: adenylate kinase 6
Exons: 5
Coding region: 113-628 (171 amino acids)
Cellular component (GO): nucleus; cytoplasm
Molecular function (GO): ATP binding; ATP hydrolysis activity; AMP kinase activity
Source: RefSeq, a predicted model, not a curated record
AUAUUUUUGGUCGACUGACUCCUAUCGCAAAAGUAUGUGCGACAAAAUAAAAAGGUCCAUUUCAAUGCGAUGAGAUGUUAAAGCACGUGUGGUAAACAGUUAAAAAGAGAACAUGAAGAGACCAAAUAUUCUUUUAACAGGAACACCUGGAGUUGGAAAAACCACUUUGGGCAAGGAGUUGGCAGACAGAACAGGACUAACCUUUAUCAAUAUUGGGGAUUUGGCAAAGGAAGGUGAAUUUUAUGAAGGAUUUGAUGAAGAGUAUCAGUGUGCCAUUCUUGAUGAAGAUAGGGUAAUUGAUGAAUUGGAAGACAAAAUGAUUGACGGAGGGAUGAUCAUUGAUUACCAUAGCAGUGAUUUCUUCCCAGAGAGAUGGUUUCAUAUUGUAUUUGUUCUUCGCACUGAUAAUUCACUUCUUUAUGACAGAUUAGAAAGCAGGGGAUACAAAGGCAAGAAGCUGCAAAAUAACAUAGAGUGUGAGAUUUUUCAGACAAUUUAUGAAGAAACUAUGGAGUCUUACAAAAAAGAAAUUGUCCACCAAUUAUCAAGCAACACACCAGAAGAUCUAGAGCGGAAUAUAGACCAGAUUAUGAAGUGGAUUGAACAAUGGAUGUUAGAUAACAACUAAAUUAUCUUGUUUGAUUUAGAAAAUUGUGUGAUGCUAAAUGUUCCAAAAAGCAUUCAAUUUGAUUUACUGAAGUCUAAAACAUAUAUGUGAUAAACAUUUACAUAUUGGUAAGUUAUAAAGAGAACUUUCAGUGCUAACACAUUUGGAACCAUCUGUAUUAUUAUUAAGGCUGCAAAAAGUAUACCUGUGAAUGCAUACAUUCUUUUUUACAAAGAUUUAAAAAAAAAAAAAAAGAAAUAUUUUAUAUAAUUGACAUCUGUAUGGAAAUCCAUGUAUAAAUACAGCAACCAAGAUGAUAAUUUUUGUUAUUACUUUACAGCUACAAGAAUUUGGCUGCCAGGUCUUAUUUUAAAAUGUACAAACACAAUUGUCCUGCUAUUUAUUUAAUGUAGCUUUUUCCAAGAAAAGGUGCUUUAUAAAAUAAAAAAGUGAUUUAAAUCCAAAAAGUGUAUGAUGGUAAGUGUAUACUUGUAAUUAAGUUCAUGCAGUAACCUUAUUUUAGUUUCUGCUUUAAUGUGAAAUCUAUACACUGUAUAUCUCAUGGAAUAUCAAACUGAUUUGGACUUUGUGGUUAAAUUGCAAAAAAAGUAGAAAUGUGGAAAAAAAACAAUACUUUGACUUUAGGCCUUGUUAAUGAUGUUUCUUAAAUUUUACUAUUCUAGUAUUUUCUGGAAUAAAUGUAUACUGUACAGAAUACCACUGAAUUGUUUAAUUCACCAUUUUUUGAUUAAAGCAAUAUUCAUUGUGAUUUUUAA